AUGGCCACAUCAUUAACAAUUCAAAAACUCAUGCUGUUGCUCAAAAUAUGCCUAGUCCUUUUCAGUGUGACAACAAUAGCCACAAAGGAUGCAUCGAGUGAAACCGUGGGACCCAUAUUCAUAUUGGGGGAUUCAAUAGUAGAUGUUGGCACAAACAACUACCUCAAAAACUGCAAAGCACAAGUCAAUCGCCCAUAUUACGGGGUCGAUUAUCCAGGGUCAAUAGCAACUGGAAGGUUCAGCAAUGGCUUCAACCCUGCCGAUACUAUCGUGCAACUUUUGGGUGGCUACGAAGAAAGUCCGCCGCCAUUUCUUGCACUCCUUGCACAUAGUUCCAACCUUACGGGAGACUUACUUCAGGGAGUGAACUUUGCUUCCGGAGGUGCGGCUAUUAUUACAGGAAUUGGGACCGAUCUUGUGGGGAAUGUGAUAUUUAUGGAUGAACAAAUUCAACAAUUUGCAACGGUUCAAGGAAACAUAACCACAUUACUAGGCGCGUCAAAAGGUCAACUUCUGAUUCAAAAUUCAAUGUACAUCAUUUGUGUUGGAAGCAACGACAUCAUGAACUACGUAUUAUAUCAUCCUACAACCCCCGAGGUUUUCAUCGCCAACAUUACAGCCACCUUCGCCAUUCAACUAGAGAACUUAUAUAAGCUAGGAGCAAGAAAGUUUGGAAUAAUGGGUGUUCCACCAGUUGGAUGUUGUCCAGUUUCCCGUGCAUAUACCGGUAGUGGUGAUUGUGGACCGAUAUCUAACGGUUUGUCUGCAACGUUCUACACAGCAUUAAAAUCCCUUUUGAAAAAUUUGAGCUCUACACUCGAAGGAUUCAAGUACUCACUUGCGAACUCAUACAAUAUGACUAUGAGUGUCAUUGAAAACCCCCCACCUGGUAAAUCCAAACCAUUAAUUUUUUUUUUUUUCACAUGCAUAUUUCUGACUCUAAAGUGGCAUGUUUUCACAGAGUUUAAAGACGUUAAAACAGCAUGUUGUGGGAAUCACUCAAUAGACGGAAUAAAGGACUGCAAGGAAGGAGGGUAUCUUUGCCAAAAUAGGGAUAAUCACUUGUUUUGGGAUGCAUUUCAUCCUUCUCAGGCAGCCUCCAAACUGUCAGCUAAAGAGAUGGUUUUUGGUGAAGAUCCGAAUUUUGUGACUCCAAUCAAUUUUAGCACUUUGAGAAAAGCUUGA
Molecule: messenger RNA, 1185 nt
Organism: Lactuca sativa (garden lettuce)
Lineage: Eukaryota; Viridiplantae; Streptophyta; Magnoliopsida; Asterales; Asteraceae
Source: RefSeq, a predicted model, not a curated record